AGCUCGUGCGCGCCACACAUCCAAAUCCCGAAAAAUAAAAAUAAAAAUAAAAAUCUAAACCCUCGCUCUCGUCGGAGACCCUUCCCCUUCCCCCAAAUUCCGCAAAGCUCCCAACACCAACAAUGGCGUCUCCGAUCCCCGCCGCCUCUGUGAUCGGGGCACGGUUCUCCUACGCCCCUUCCUCGGAGACCCUCCGCAGCAACCGACCCCGACCCCGUACCCUCCCUCUCCCUCGCCCCCGCGACCGCCGCGUGGCGGUGAGAGCGGAGGGGUGGGUAAACCCCGGGGUUCGGAAGAACGAGGACAAGGUCGUCGACUCCGUCCUCGUCCCCGAGCUCUCCAAGCCCCUCACCGCCUAUUGCCGGUGUUGGAGAUCGGGGACGUUCCCGCUGUGCGAUGGGAGCCACGUGAAGCACAAUAAGGCUACGGGCGAUAACGUUGGACCCCUCCUUCUUAAGAAGGGAAAAUAGAGAGUCUUUUUCUUUUCUUUUUUUCCUUUCUAAUUUGUUGUAUGUUUUGCCUCGAAAAACUCUGAAUUUGAGCCGGAAUCGCUCAGCAUCUGAACUCUGUUUACCAUUAUGGCGUACUUGACACUGUAACUUCUGUAAGUUUGAGUAAUAAGCGUCAGGGAUUUGAUUGCGAACGAGCAGACCAAGUCAACUCUCAUGAGAGCUGAAGAAUGGAAAGUUCUUAUUAGAAUUUAA
Molecule: messenger RNA, 704 nt
Organism: Ananas comosus (pineapple)
Lineage: Eukaryota; Viridiplantae; Streptophyta; Magnoliopsida; Poales; Bromeliaceae
Product: CDGSH iron-sulfur domain-containing protein NEET
Exons: 2
Coding region: 123-470 (115 amino acids)
Biological process (GO): regulation of autophagy
Cellular component (GO): mitochondrial outer membrane; intracellular membrane-bounded organelle
Molecular function (GO): 2 iron, 2 sulfur cluster binding
Source: RefSeq, a predicted model, not a curated record